Lithohypha guttulata is the source of this 1416-nucleotide messenger RNA. It is a transcript of the gene cdc27, whose product is annotated as CDC27 protein. The record is from RefSeq and is a predicted model, not a curated record. Lineage: Eukaryota; Fungi; Ascomycota; Eurotiomycetes; Chaetothyriales; Trichomeriaceae. Gene Ontology annotation, biological process: DNA replication; DNA strand elongation involved in DNA replication; DNA synthesis involved in UV-damage excision repair. The transcript has 2 exons. Bases 1 to 1416 code for a protein of 471 amino acids. Gene Ontology annotation, molecular function: DNA-directed DNA polymerase activity. Gene Ontology annotation, cellular component: nucleus; delta DNA polymerase complex.
AUGGCCCCAGACUUCAAGACAUACCUCUCUACAGAGAUCUUGUCCGAGCAGAGAACCGUCUCAUACCGCGUUCUAUCACGAGCACUCAAAGUGCAUGUCAAUGCAGCGAAAUGCAUGCUCUUCGAGUUUCAUAAGAAGGAAAAUCACAAGAAAGCCGGUUCUGUUUAUGCAACCUACCUGAUAUCUGGUAUCAAGAAAAAUCGUGUCCUAGCAGGUGACGAGAAUGCAACUCCCCAAGAGUCGGGCAAGGACACGGCCGUGCUGUCUGAUUCCUUCUUGCCAUCAAGCUCCAUGCCAGAAGCUUCGCAGGCCACCGAGAGGCUCGAUGAACGCUACCAAGUCCCAAUCAAGACGGUUACAUUGUGCAGAGAAGAGGACUUGGACGCUGUGAAGUCACAGUUUGAAAAGAUCACAUCCAUACACGUUUAUGCCUUGUCACCGUCGCAUUAUCACGCAAAACAAGAUCCUCUGAUUCAUAACAAAGAUUAUGGCACAAUACAAAAUCCACACGUAAAGAGAAGGCCAGGAAAACGACCUAUUGAUGUCGAUAUACUACAACCGAAACCGCUGUCUAAAGUCGAGCCCGCGAAGCUAGACGAUGUCAAGCCUGUAUCAAAACCGAGUGCGAAGAAGGAGGAAACACCAACGGUAACGUCUAGACCAGGUUCCAAGGGCAGCACAACCACAGACAAUUCCACCUCGAAACCAAAACCGGGUCUUAGGAGAGAUGGGUCGUCUCUUUUCAAGGCUUUUGCUAAACAGUCUGCGAAACCAAAGCUCGAACGAAAGGAUACGUCCAUUUCUGCAGGCAGUGAUGCAAAGAUGGGUGGUAUGGAUGACAACGACGAGGGUGUGUCUGAAGAUGAGGCUGUCUUCUUGGAUACUGGAACCACGAAUGUCAAAAAGAGACCAACAAGUGAGAUACGGAAGGAGAAGGACGAAAGACAAGCCAAGCUGCGCAAGAUGAUGGAAGACGAUGCAGAAGAAUGCGAAGUGCCAAGGGUCGCUGAUGCUACCGACAUGCAAGCUGAACCACCUGCUGCGAAAUCGAAUGAAGAUCCCGACGCGCCCGAUGGAGAUAGUGGCCAAGUCGAUUGGCCUGACUCAGACACAGAAGGGAAGCACAAGCAACCCGAGCAAGAUGACCAUGGUCCAAAGAGGAGACGUGGUAAAAGGAAAGUGAUGAAGAAAAAGACGGUAAAAGACGAGGAAGGAUUCCUGGUGACACGAGAGGAAGAGGCCUGGGAGAGCUUCUCCGAGGAUGAGCCAGAACCAGUACCUGCCAAGAAAUCCGCAUUACCACCCUCGAAGGUGAUGGCGGCGAAGAAUCAGCCCCAGAAGUCGUCUGCCCCCAAAACAAAUGCUGGUGCUGGUGGGAAGAAAAAAGACAUCAUGAGCUUCUUUGGAAAGAAGUAG